This is a messenger RNA of Metopolophium dirhodum (rose-grain aphid), 1258 nucleotides long. RefSeq lists its product as uncharacterized. The coding region runs from base 238 to 813 and encodes 191 amino acids. Gene Ontology annotation, cellular component: nucleus. The record is from RefSeq and is a predicted model, not a curated record. The transcript has 2 exons. Lineage: Eukaryota; Metazoa; Arthropoda; Insecta; Hemiptera; Aphididae.
UCGUCCUUUGUUUCCAUCACGUACUCUAGACGCCGCUAGAUGGUAUACAUCACCUAUUGUUAACCCAGCGACCUAUUCCGACCCGUCUUUCGAUGGGUUGUUGUUGACAAUGCACAGGACAAUUCCUGGAAAUUGUAAUGAUAAACGAUGGUUCCUAAAAUAAAUGGUAAUAACUAGUGAUGUACACAUUUAUCAUAGUAAAUACCCCAUUAAUAUUUUGGUAACCCACGGCUUGAAAUGCUACUCCUACCACAAAUGCUCAGAUUUCUGGACACUUGCUCCGUUGUCCGCCAAGACAUAGUCAGUCUGUUCCAGACACCCACACCUUUACGUUUACUCUGCCUUUGCUCUGUCCGUGUUUUCACAGGCCUUAUUCACCAGUAUUAUCAAUUUUUUCAAGUGUUUAAUUUUUACAAGUGUUUUAAACAUUAUAUUAUUUUUCAUCUCGUUUUUAUUUCAAAUAUUUUAAAUAUGUUUAACUGUGUUCAGUGUCCGUCGGUUUUCGCCGCUAAACGUAAUUUAGUCGCCCACCAAAAAACACAUACAGACAUGCGUUUCUCUUGCAAUGUAUGUGAGAAAUCAUUCUCCUACAAAACCAGCCUCAACAAACACUUGAAAAAUGUUCAUGGUAUCGCCAACGUCCCAGUCCAUUUGAGACCAAUGCCCGCUGCCCCAGUCAUCGCUCAACCUGCUCAACAGAUCCAAAUCGCGCCGCAAGUAUUUGUACCCGAUGUCCCGGCUGGUGGUUCGAGCAUGUUAUCCGAAGACGACAUGUGUAUGAAAGCCAUGAACGACUUCGAGGAUACAGGUUAGUUUUAUUUUAUUUAUCAGAAUUGAUUUUUAAAGACCCACUGAUUUUAAAAAGAUAUACCGUCAAGUAUAUUAUUGCUCUACCAAUUAGAUUUUUAAAAAAAUAAACGUCGUUAAAUAGAUUUUUAAUAUUCAACAAAUUAUCGUACAAAUCUUAAUCAAUUACUAUUAGAUUUAUAAUAAAUAUAAAUUUUUUAUUUUAAACUUAUCAAGUGGUCUGUGAAACGAUCAAUGGUAUAAUAGUUGGAGUAUUCCGGCAUUAUAUCGAUCAAUUCACACGUCGCAUCCUAUGGGGUAAUAGUCGGAGUAUUCCGGCAUUGCACCGGUUGUCAGAUCGUUUGGUAGAUUUAAUUUUUUCAUCGCGUGAUUUUAUUAUAUAAAUUCUAUUUAUUUUUUUAUUUUAAACUUAUCAAAAGGUCUGUGAAACGAUCAAUGGUAUAAUAGUUGG